CUGGUGCCUCUUUUGUGAAGCGGCGGCUGAGGAGACCGCGGGACUCGCCAUGGCCGACGAAAAGCUGAAGGAAGGAGUCAAGACUGAAAACAACGACCACAUUAAUUUGAAGGUGGCAGGGCAAGAUGGUUCAGUGGUGCAAUUUAAGAUUAAGAGGCACACACCACUUAGUAAACUAAUGAAAGCCUAUUGUGAACGACAGGGUUUGUCAAUGAGGCAGAUCAGAUUCCGAUUUGAUGGGCAACCAAUCAAUGAAACAGACACACCUGCACAGUUGGAAAUGGAGGAUGAAGAUACAAUUGAUGUAUUCCAGCAGCAGACAGGAGGCGCUUACUAAAAAGAAUCUACAACUCUUCUCCAGAACUGUGCUCCCAAGAAAAACAAUACAUUCACAAUUAGAAACCAAGAUUUGGUUCAUCCAC
Messenger RNA from Trichosurus vulpecula (common brushtail), 422 nucleotides. RefSeq names its product small ubiquitin-related modifier 2-like. Bases 50 to 337 code for a protein of 95 amino acids. The transcript has a single exon. The record is from RefSeq and is a predicted model, not a curated record. Gene Ontology annotation, cellular component: nucleus. Lineage: Eukaryota; Metazoa; Chordata; Mammalia; Diprotodontia; Phalangeridae. Gene Ontology annotation, molecular function: protein tag activity; ubiquitin-like protein ligase binding. Gene Ontology annotation, biological process: protein sumoylation.